This is a messenger RNA of Oldenlandia corymbosa var. corymbosa, 1628 nucleotides long. NCBI's taxonomy places the organism in Eukaryota, Viridiplantae, Streptophyta, Magnoliopsida, Gentianales, Rubiaceae. The record is from the annotation of a GenBank genome assembly.
AAAGAAUCCACGAGGAAAAAUGGUUGACUGGAAUCAUCAAUUCGGUCAACAAUUUAUUCAGUCGUAUAAAGGUGUGAGAAAGGAGACAGAGAUCUCUCCACCGCCAAAAUAGGGCAAGAAGCCAACAACACUGUAACGAGCAAUUUGGGAAACACACUCUUAAAAGAGUUUCAACAACUAAAGUACUGUUUCGACGAACGAAAUCGAAGUUUGAUCAAUAAAACUGAACCGAGAUUUUAGCUCAGUUUAGCUCUUGGAAAUUCACGCCGGAGCUUCGCCGGGAAAAUAAAUAUGGAGGAAGACGGAAACAGCAGCAGCAGCAGCAGCGCCGCUGUGGUUGACACUACCAAGUCCGACAAAUCCGUGUGGCUCAUGAAGUGUCCCCUUGUCGUUGCCAAAUCUUGGCAAGCUCAAGCUCAAGCUGCAGCCGCCGCCGCCUCCUCUUCUGCUUCCUCCUCCGCCGCCGAUUCACUUCCUGUCUCGAAAGUCGUCGUCUCCCUUGAUCCUCUCCGCCCUGACGACUCACUCCAGUUCACCAUGGAGAUGGCUGGAAAUGACACUGCAAAUAUGCCGAAAAGUUACUCAUUGAAUAUGUUCAAAGAAUUUGUUCCCAUGUGUAUUUUCUCAGAGACACCUCAAGGAAAAGUUGCUGCAGAAGGGAAAGUUGAGCAUAAAUUUGAUAUGAAGCCUCAUAACAAAAAUAUGGAAGAGUACAGAAAAAUGUGUCGUGAAAGGACUAAUAAAUCAAUGAUCAAGAAUAGGCAAAUCCAAGUAAUUGACAAUGAUCGUGGUGUGCACAUGAGGCCUAUGCCUGGGAUGGUGGGGCUAAUUGCAUCCAAUUCUAAGGAUAAGAAAAAAGCAGCUCCAGUUAAACAAACAGAUGUCAAAAGAACCAGACGCGACCGCGGUGAACUGGAAGAUAUCAUGUUUAAACUUUUUGAAAGGCAACCUAAUUGGGCCUUGAAGCAGCUUGUGCAAGAAACGGAUCAACCUGCGCAAUUUCUGAAGGAGAUUCUCAAUGAGUUAUGUGUUUACAAUAAAAGGGGCACAAACCAAGGAACAUAUGAGCUGAAGCCCGAGUACAAAAAAUCUGCUGAGGAUACAGGUGCUGAGUAAAUGUCUCUUUCUGACUGUAAUUAGUUUUGAAGUUGACAAUAAAUCACCUAACUUGAACAAAAAGACACUCGAUGUAGUUUUCUAUUUCAUAUAGCUGAAACGAGCCCCUGUUCCACUGGUCUUGACCAUCUUGUUGAAGAACAACACUCCAUUUGAAGAUGAGUGCAGUUAUACAGAUGAAACUUUUUAUUAUUAUUUUUUAUUAUUAUAAAUAUAUAAAAGAGGGUCAAUGUAGCACUAUAUCUAUAUUCUCAGUUCAUGUAGGAUAGUACGGCUAUGAGUUGCUGACUUCUUCUUUUCUUUUUCCUCAUAAACUUCUUUCUGGUAUGUAAACAUGCUGAAUCUGUACAAUUGUUUUCAUUUGUUGCUGAUACUUCCAACCAUCAAAAUAACAUACGGGCAGAAGUUAUUUCGCUGAAGUUCAUAUAAUAAAUGAUAAUCAACAUAGAUGGGUGGGCAUGUCAGACGAACUGGGGAUCACUCAAAAGAAAAAUCCCAUCCAAUCUCCCAAC